Molecule: messenger RNA, 2202 nt
Organism: Musca domestica (house fly)
Lineage: Eukaryota; Metazoa; Arthropoda; Insecta; Diptera; Muscidae
Product: protein disconnected
Exons: 3
Coding region: 258-1457 (399 amino acids)
Source: RefSeq, a predicted model, not a curated record
CAAUCGACUAUCAAUAGUCGAGUACUCGGCUUUCACCCAAGUCCAUAGUCGAGUUUCAGAACUUUGAGUACUAAAUGUCGAUUACUCGAUUAAUCGCAAGUCGACUUACAUAUCCCUGGGAGCAAAUUUUGUGUUUACAGAAAUUUAUUUUGAUUUUGAUUGUUUUACGAGUUUUCAGACGAAAGAAAUAUUUUCUGUUUCUUUUUGGGAUAUUCUGUAAAUAAGGAAGCAUAAGACGCACAUCGUGAUUUGAGCCAAUGUCGGAAAGUGCGGAGACGACACAGCAAAAAAUGGACAGACGUAAAAAACGCACAUCAACCAAUCAGUACAUGAUGUACAUUGAAAUGAUGGAAAAGGAUCCCAUCUUUGCCACAGGACGCGUACCACGAGAUUAUGAUCCAAACUAUUUGUCGAGAAAAUGGAAGGAACUUUCGGAUAAACUCAAUGGAUGUAGUAAUGGGCCGACAUUGACAUCGGAGGAGUGGCGUAAGCGUCUAAACGAUUGGAAGAACACCACACGCUGUAAAUAUAGACGUAGUAUAUCGGGUGAAAAGGACAUCACCAUGACAUCGCUGGAAAUGCGUGCUUUGGAACUGUUUGGCAAAGUACCGGCCCAAUCAGCACCCGAACAAAUUUCAAUACAUUUCAAAUCAGAAAAAGAAGAGGAUAUAGACGAUAUGGAACAUAUGCCGACCACGGAAACAUUCCAGAAGCAAUUGCAGGCGGCAGUCGAAGAAGCUAUUGGUGACGACGAUGAUCACAUAGUAGAAAACGAAGCUGAAGAGCAUGAAGAGAUAGUACCAGAAAAUAGUCACACUACUACAGUACAGCAUGCGACUACAGUUACAGCGGGGAUUAACCAAAAUAAUGGCCACUCUGGUGGUGGCGGUGGUGCGCCGCCAGGUACAACAUAUCGUACUAUUGUAGUAGAAGACUCUGCAUACCAAGAAGAAGAUAAUCAUCCGGAGGAACAAUUAGAAUUCAUAACGCAUCGACGUUCGACAUGUUCAAGUUCUGGGGUACAAACGGUGGUCACAACACCAUCGGGAACGGUGACAAAAUUGAUAAAUGGUGACAUCCCAUUGAAGAGAUUACGCUCCCAAAUAUCCGAUCAAAUAAUUUAUGAAGUGAAAAAGGCACCACAUUCAUCACGUCCCACUACUUUUACGGUCUCACAUCCACACAUACAACACCAUCAGACACAAACGCAAAGUCAUCAUCAGCAACAACAACAACAGCAGCAGCAGCAACAGCAUCAUCAAACUAUUGUUCAAGAAGUUCCCGCAACUUCAUCAACCUCUACACUGGCCGGUCAGUUAUUUGCAUCACAGGAUAUACGAGAGGUGGCCAGGCAAUUAAAGCGUCUCGCCGAUAUUAAGACAGAGAAACUCAAGUUUGAAAUUGCCCGUUACAAAUUCAAUAAUCCUGGCUUCAAUUACAACUUUAACCCAUUAUAGUAGGAUGAAGCCAACUAUGGGAAUUGCAUACAAACCAAUGUCGACAUGAAUGAAGUUUACUACUCCUAAAAGCAUAUUGUAAAGUUUCAAUGAUUUUUUCUUCUACCCCAGGCUUUGUUAAGAGGCGUCAUAUGUUUCUCUUUUUUUUCUAAACUAAAUGAUUAUUACAACAUAUAAAUUAUUUAAGUAAUUGUAAGUUUGCUAGCCAUUUUAUAUUCUUAUUCUUUAAGAUUUGUAUUGCUCACGAAUGUUUAGUUCUAGUUUUAUAUGAACUAAAUUAUUAAGUUAUCUAUCCCACCUUGUUCAUCCAAUACUGCAAAUACGUUCAGAGAUAGCGUAUUGUAAAAUAUUGAACAACUUUACAGGCCGCCUCUGGUUUGUUUUAAUUAAAACAUUUUAUUAUUUUUACUUGAGCUAGAGCAUAGAUUUCGUGUUGAUUUCUCCUUGACAUUUGUUUUAGAUUUUCGUUAUUUACGUGACUGUGGAUAAGUUUACAUUUAACAUAUAUAAAUAUAGAUAUAUGAUCAAUUUUAGUCAAAUAGUUUUAGUCGCCAUUUCUCAUCAAUUAUGCAUAUACAUACAAACAAACAACAAUAUACAUAAAGAAGGAAAUGUUUUAAAUUUUUUUGUAAUUUGAAUAAUAUUCAUAAAUAUAUAAAAAAAUUAAUGUUUAUAAAUAAUUAAUUUUAACUAAGGAUUAUAGAAAACAAAUCACACAAAAAUAAAUAAAUAAAUCAAUACUUGA